This is a messenger RNA of Limulus polyphemus (Atlantic horseshoe crab), 3351 nucleotides long. RefSeq names its product mitotic spindle assembly checkpoint protein MAD2B-like (gene PolZ2). Bases 212 to 796 code for a protein of 194 amino acids. The record is from RefSeq and is a predicted model, not a curated record. The transcript is spliced from 7 exons. Lineage: Eukaryota; Metazoa; Arthropoda; Merostomata; Xiphosura; Limulidae. Gene Ontology annotation, cellular component: zeta DNA polymerase complex.
UCGAAUCUGGUAUACGUGCGACCCACGCCUGGUAUUGCUGGCGUACAAAAUUAUAGCUAAUGAAAAGGGGAAAAAAGGUGUCGUAUAUUAAUUCACUCUAAUCCUACCUAAGGGAAUUUCAAAUAUCACGGCAAUUGAGAUUUCCUUCGUGUAUUAUAACAUUCCUAUAAAGUAUGUCAAGGGAAAAUCGAAUACUAGCCUACCUUUCCUAAUGGAAGUGUGUAAAGUUGCUGCAGAUAUUUAUUCAGAAUUUAUGGAAGUAGCCAUCAACAUAAUUUUGUACUGGCGAAAUGUAUACCCAGCUGGUGCUUUUGAAAAAGGAAAAAUCUAUAAUAUUCCUGUGCAUAUAGCUGUUCACCCUGAGGUUCAGAGUUACAUUGAAAAUUGCAUCAAAAUAAUUCACAAGUUGAUUGAAAACAAUGAAGUGGAACAGGUUGUCAUUUGCAUCUUUGAUAGAACAUUGAAACCCAUUGAACAGUUUAUCUUUGACAUAAAAAUCCCAACCAUCCACACUCUUGAUGAAAAUAACUGUUUUCUUGAUGUGGAGUUAGCUCUGAGAUCUUUCUGCUUAAAAAUUGCUACAUUCAGUGGUAUUAUAGAACCAGAUCCCCUUGCUUUCUGUUUUGCUGUACAGUUACAUACCAAAGAGAGCACUGGUGCUGCUCUAGCGUUCAAUGAAGAUGUGGCUGAUGAGAAAUCCCCAUGGAUUGAAGCAGAUUCAGAGCAUGUUACUGUUAAAGGAGGUGUGAUUGUUCCUUUGCGAGCUGCAACCACAUGUCUAGGAAAGACUGGAUGAGUAGAGUAGCAUAUUUUACCUGUAGAAGUGGAUGGUGAUGGGAAAAGUAUGCAAAUAGUGAGCAAGGUGUCACACUGCAAAUGGUGGCGGUGAUGGGACAGGUCCUUCAAAGGGAGUCAAGACAGUCAAGUUUGCAUCAUUCACUGUACCAAUGAAGAACUCAGCUCUAACAUGACUACUCCAAAAGACAUUGAAUCUUGCUUUGUGAACAUUGAGCAAAGCUGCUGAAAUACAAAACCAUACACUGAUUCUUGCCAUUGUAUAUACAGUAGAAGAUACUGUGCCAAACAUACCAUAGAAAAUGCCAGAGUUUGUUCACUAUGAAUAAGAUUUGGAGAAAAUUUGUACCACAGAAAAUGAAGAUCUCAGCAGAGAGAACUUGUCAAAGAGUCCAAGAUUAUUUCAUCUGAGAUCCUUUUCAAUGUUUGAGCCUUUAUUAAGAGUGUUUGAUCCAAUGUGUAUAUUUUCUUUAAGAAAAAGAGCAAGUACCUGAAAAAUAGCAACAGCAGAGAGACAUUGACUCAGUGUGUGGAAUAGAGGUCUAAUGAGGCAGUCAGAAAUGCUAUGGCAGAAAAGCAAGACACCAGAAUGCUAGCAACUGUUUCUAGAGACUUAGUUGUAGCAGAAGGUCAGAUCAUAUUAUCAUGAAUAUAAUAAAAAUGCACAAAUGUACCUGUAACAGGCAGUGCCCUUAGGGCUAAUCAUAGGAGCUUUGACUUUACUGCCAAUUACACCAAAUUUAUUUUAAUUGAGGAAGGCAGUGGUCAGUGGAGCUCACAGGUCAAUAACUAGGGGAGAUUUAUGGUUAGACUAAAGAAAUCGAUUCUGAGCCUGAGGUUUCACAAAAUACAUCAAUUUUAUUUGAAUUAUUACAAUGACAUACACUUUUUACUUAAAACAGUUAAACCCUUAAUAAUCCACUAAUUCUUAACAAUCCAUCUUUCAAAUUAAUCAAUAUCAACAACAUGGUUCACCUGUGAGAUAUUCAAAUCACAUUAACACACACAUUAACUUUCUUCAUAUAAAUUUCUUUUAUAUUUUAUCCUAAGCUACGUUGAUUGAAUGAGAGAAAUAGAAAUUUUACUUACAUCACACUUGAAGUGUAUUGUUGCAAAUUGGAUACCUUCAUAAUGGAUAGAACUUCCCACACUGGAGAACUCGUUAACCCCUGGAGAGAGAACUGAUUCUUCAGCUCCAGACAUGAGUUUUUAUACGAUAUUUUCUCUGUAUUCUUAUGAGUUUCCAAGUAGUAUAAAUAACUACCUGCAAGUAGUUCUAAUACUUCAUUGGCUAAUUCCUGCAACUCCUUGGGCAUUUCCAAAAGAAGAACCAAAACUGUCAAUUAAUUGGUUAUUGUGGUGGCGGCUUUGGUUGCCUUCUCACUUAUACUACUACUCCAGUUUGUAGUAAUGAAUCCUUCAUCAAAGUACUGAUUUUAGAUGCUACCAUAAACGUUUUAGUAGCCUUUACUGUACUACUAGAUCAAUGUCAGUAUCUUAUCACUGUCAAACUUUUUUAGCGUCUUUACUGGGGUGCAAGGCCUUAGUUUUAAUUGUUUACAACUCUUUAACUCAUGAUUCUUAAUACUAACUAACUAGCUAAUUAUGCUUUGCCUAGCUCUUGACAUCUUUCUUAAAUCUCUUAAACACUAAAAAUACUGAAGAAAUUGUAUGAAACUACUUUAAAAUAACCAAUUGCUUCACUCCUUCCCUCUUAAGAAUUUUUUUUUACCUUGUAAAAAAUUUCUACCUGCUAACUUUGCUGUUUCUAUCUCUCUCUUCAUCAAUCAAUGUUUACAAUAACACCUCUUACUAAUCCUCUUAUUAACACUUAAUAAUCAAUACAGUAAUAUUAUUUGGAUACAACAUUUAACCAACUACUAUACUAGCAAUAAUAUGAUAUUAAGCCACAAUAAUAACAUUAGAUUAAUAUACUACAAUAAUAUUCAUAUCCAGCAUUAACACAAUAUAACUUUAGUAUACAUGUACAAAAUAAGAUAUUUAAAACUGAUUAAUAUACUAACAUAUAACAGUACACCAUGACAAUCGGAUUAUACGUUCAGUAUGCUCAUACAUAAUAAUUAUUCAUGAUUAUUCUAAACAUAUUCUCUUAGUCUUUUUCUCUUUAGAACUCUGCUUGGAAACGUCUAAAGGUUCACUAUUGAUGACCCAGUUGUAAAGAGCACUGGUCUUCCAUUUAGCACAAUGCACACUCUUUCUAACUUACUCAUAGGUAAAAGGUAUGAACUCAACUUACUACAUACAGCUACAUUUUAUGCAGCUACAUACAAUGCUUGUAAUAACUUAAUUAACUCUGUCCUGCUACUUCCUACAGUAAAAUAUAGUUGUUGCAGAUUAUUCUGAAUCCUAGCGUUAAAAAACUAACAUUUCAAUUCCUGGUUUGUGUUGUUCAGUUUGUCUGACUCUAGUGUGUAUCAAUGCAUUAGUAAUGUUUCUAAAGUGGUCGGCAACCUAUGACCCCGCGGGUCACUAAGUGACCCGCGGCAAUAAUUUGGCUGACCCGCCAAAAGUUGGCUUCACUAUUGCAGCCCGUAA